GCGGAAGUUGACAUUUGAAUGAAAAAUAUCAAAACAAUUCAUAAAGUAGAUAUUUUGGGUAUCGUUACGCCCCCUUUUUUGGCCAACUUACUGAUUAAAAAAAUUUUUAUUUGUAAAAAAAUUUAAUGUGAUGGAGACUGACCAAACCCUAAUUAAUCAAGAUGAUAAAAAGUGGGAUCGCCCAUGGACAACUGAUGAAAUUCGUAAAAAUAGUGGAAAUUGGACCUUAGCCGGUGAUGUUGGGCUGUACAAUUUACUUAAUGAAAUUUCUCAAAACAUCAUAUCUCGCACCCAUGAAGUUGAAAAUGCUGUGGAUUCUUUGGUUUAUCGAACAAAGAUGGCUAAUGCCAAAAUUUGUAACAUAAUAAAUGACUUUCAUAUGUUAUCCAAUCUUCAGUUUGUAGAAAAUAGAGUAUAUGAUGAAGAAAUUCAAGAAACAGUUCCAGAACCAAAGCCGGUUGAAAAAACAAAAGAGCAGAAAGAAGCUGAAAUGCUUCCAAAAAUAAAGAAAGCUGUAGAAUUAGGCCUUGAAGUUUUAGAUAAAGCUUUUACUAAAAUCCAUGUGGAUGAAAUUUCCGAUAGUGAAGAUGAAGAUAUAUCAUCCGAUGGACGAACAAUUCUUGAACCAAAGGAUCCUUAUGCAAGUCGCCCUUUGCCUUUUAUUAUUGGUUCGGAAGAAUUUAAUAAUAAUGAUUAUGCUGGUUUACAAGACCUACUUGAAGAAGAUGUUGAAUAUUCAGUUGAGGUGGAAAGCAGUAUUUCUGAAUCUGAGGAAACAACUACAGAUGAGGAGGAGCCUUUGCCAUUAGAUGAAGACAAAUUUACUGGAAUGCCUAGUCAAAGGAUGCGGCCUCAAAGUGAAAGUGAUAAAUAUUCUUCCAGUGAAGAAUCAGAUUUAUUUGGAUCUGAAAAAGCAGAGAAUGGUUUCAUUUCGGAUUCCUCUUUUGACAACAAAGCUAAAACCACUAAAAGCACAGAAGAGCUUAAUGAAGAGGCAAAAGUGGAGAGAAAAGAGUCUAAAAGUUUUCAGCCAACCAAUUUACCUCAAGUAUUACCAGUUCCUAAAAUGCAAGAAAAGAAAAAGGUUAGUGAAGAUCUUUUUGCAACUGAUGAACCAUCAGAUGAUGAAUCUCCUUUCAGAAAAAAGACUGGAUUAUUUACAUCUGGUUUGAAAUUUGAUGAUGAUGAAAAGGAUAUGUUUUCGGACGAUUUGUUUGGAGAAAAACCAAAAGAAACUAAAAAAGUGUCUGAAAGCCCUAAGCCUUCUCCUACAACAAAAAUUAAUAAAGCAACUGUUCAGAAAGAUAAAGAGGAGCCUGUUCUGUUUGGCAAUGAUGAAGACAGUGAUGAUGAUAUUUUCAAUACUCUCAUGAAAACAAAAACACCUUCAACUGUAAAAGAAAGUAAGACAAAUAAGCAGAGCCCAUCAGACAAGGCAGAUAGCUCAUCUACUCCUUCAUCAGCUCCAUCUACUAAACCUUCAGGGAAUGCUUUUGAUUUUAUGGGUGGAGGAGGGAAUUCUGAUUCCUUAUUUGGUGAUGAAUCAGAUGCUGAUGAUUUGUUUACAACCAAAAAAAGUAGUGCAAAGAAAUUUGAUUUUGAAGCAUCUCAAGAUGAUGAUGACGAUUUGUUUGGCUUAAGUGGUGGCAAAGCUUCCAAGAAAAUUGAGGCAGCUGAAUCAAAAAAAUUAGAAGAGACAAAGCCAUCAUUAUUUGAAGAAAGUGAUGAAAUAGAUAAGCCGUACAAGAAAAUGGGCACACCUUUGCCUGGUUUGGUACCCUCAAAGCCAAAAGAAACAAAACCUGAAGAGAUUUCGAAACCUCAGAGUUCUUAUAAGAAAAUUGGCCAGCCAUUACCUGGUCUUGUUCCCAGGAAGUCAGAUAGUCUCUUUGAAGAUAAAGAUAGCUCUUCACAGAAAUCAUCACCAGCCAUUUCUACCAAAAAAGUGAAAGAUUCCAUCUUUGAUGAUAGUGAUAGUUCUGGUCAAGAAGACAAACCUCUAGUAGUCCCUGUUAAACAAUCCAUACCAAAAAAGAAAGAAAUCAGUCUUUUUGAUGAUGAACCUGAUGAUGAUGAUAUUUUCAGCCAGGUGCCUAAAAAACUCAUGUCUCCUGGAGAAUCGCCUUCAUUAAUGAAUAAAUCGGGCAAAUCUCAGUUCAGCAAGCUACAUAGUGAAGAUAAACCUGAAAAGAAAGAAAAGGCUCCAAGUCUUUUUGAAGAUGAUGAAGAUAUUUUCAAGCAGGAAAUUAAAAGCAAACCUGCUCCUGCUGUUAGUAAAACAAAAGAUCUCUCACUGUUCGAAGAUAGUGAUAACUUUGAUCUUUUUAGUCCAAAAACUGAAGUCCAAAAGCGAACUGAACCAGUAUCGGUAAAGGAAAGCUUAAAAGAUGACCUCUUUAAAUCAUCAGAUGAAACCGACAGUUCUGCUAAACCUAAAUCAAUACCACAACCUGUUAAAGAUAAUAUAUUUGCUGAUGUUUUAAGCAGUGAUGAAGGCAUAUCUGCAACCAAACCUGAGGUGAAAUCAGUGCCUCUAUCUGCUGAAACAGUGGCAUCUGAAGGCUCUUUCUUUGGCUUUGAUGCACCCCCAGACAGUACUAAAACACUCCAUGUCAUAAGUAAGGAUAGAGCAAGAGUGAAUACAAAACGACGAAGACCCACUAAAAAAGGUCGAAUAGCUGCUUUAGAACAGAGUGAAAAAGAAAUGACCCCUGAAGCUUCAUCACCUCCCUCUACUUCAGCCAGCAGUGCCCCUGAUGAGGAUUUAUUCUCAGAUGUUCAAAACCCACCAACCCCUGCUACUCAGUCGCCUUCAACUUACAAAGCGCAAGAAAAGAAGAAAAUGAAUUUAAUGUCCCAGCUGAUGAGCGAAGCAGCUGCAACAAAAAUUGGUAAAAAAGUUGCUGCGCCAGUCGUGGAAGAAGAUGAAGAUGACAUUGAUAUUUUUGCGGAAGCUCUCAAUAAAGAUAGGACUAAAAGCAGAGGUUUUUCGUUUAACUCGCCGAUUGAGAGUGUUCCAGCACCUGCUGCGAAAUCAGAGGAAAAGAAAGAAGAAAGGAAAUCAUCAGUUGAUAUACUGAACUCGGAAGAUGCAGAUAAUGACGAUUUUUUUACCGAACCAUCAUUUAAAAACUUUCGAAGCAGCAUUUCACAUAAAAAUUCUAUUUUGGGUGAUGACGACGAUGAAGAUGAUCUUUUCAGUACAGUAAAAACCAGUCCUCUUCAAAAAGCCAAAGAAUCGACUGAACCUGACAUAUUUGCAGACGACACUGAUAUUUUUGCUGAUAUUGCGAAAGAAAAAUACGAAAUGUUUCCUAGCAACGUUUACGAUGAUGAUGGUGAUGAUAUUUUUAGUAUUACUGAUCCAUUAUCAAGUGAUAAAACUAUUAGUUCUUCCAGCAAACCUUCAAGCACUGCAGUCAAGAAGGAAGCAGAAAAGAAACCUGUUGAUCUCUUUGAUGAUCCAUUAUCAGGACUUCUCGGUGAUGAUUAAUUUGAAGGAAUAACUAGGCUUUUUUAUUUUAAUUUUUUCAUAAGGCCCACAAUAAUUAUGAUAGUAAUAAAAUAACAUUUGUCAUUUAGAUAUUUUAUUCAUAAAGUGCAAAUCAACUUACAAAAAUAUAUUAAUGAAAUAAAUGCAAAUCUAAAUCGCUUGAAUUUAUGAUUAUUUUACUUGAUAGUGGAAUCAUUAAUAGAAUAUUAACGCGAAUAUGUUAAUUUUUUUUGUAUAUUUUAAAGCUUUUUGGUAAUUUUCUGUAAAUUUAAAUUUGUUUCUAAUUCAAUUUGUAUCAGCUGUUGUUUUUUAUAUUAAAACUUUUAAGUAUUAAAAAAUAUCUUCAUUCAAAUUAUUUAUUAAUUAGAUUUAUUAAAAAGUAAAAAAUAUUUUAUACUAAUAUGGCUAGUUUCAAAAAUAGUAUUGAAAAA
Molecule: messenger RNA, 3924 nt
Organism: Argiope bruennichi
Lineage: Eukaryota; Metazoa; Arthropoda; Arachnida; Araneae; Araneidae
Product: WASH complex subunit 2-like
Exons: 28
Coding region: 131-3493 (1120 amino acids)
Source: RefSeq, a predicted model, not a curated record